AUGAAUUCAAGUAAAUUAACAAGUGUCAAUAGACUUCCAAGUUUAUAUACUCAACUAUUAAUCAAAUCCGAAAAUGAAUAUCGACGUGAAAUACGUCAUAAACUAGAUCAACUUCAAUGUGAUAAUCGUGAUACAGUACGACGUCGUCAUGCUUAUGAUCAUUUAUUUGCACAUGAACAUUUAUCAAAACGACAUCAAUGGUUUGAUUUAGAUAAAUCAUAUCGAGAUGCAUGUCGAACAACGUGGAAUAAAGAAACUAUCACUAAAACACGUCAAAGUCAUGUAUUUUUACCAAGUAUAUUUUCAAGUGAUAGUUCUUCAUUUUUUCAAGAUUCUUUUGAAAUUCAAAAAGAUGAAAAUCCAAUAGUAACUGAUGAAAAAAUUAAACAAAAAUUUUUAUAUAUACAACCAGUUAUGUUAGAAAUUUUAAAUGCACCACAUUCAUCAAAAGUUUUUAAAUAUAAACAUGGAAUAGAAUUACGUAAAAUAAGUGCACAACGACGACAAAAACAAAUACAAACAAAUGCAAUUGAUGAUCCACGAUAUAGGCAACUUGUUUUAGAAUUACAAGAUAAUUGA
This is a messenger RNA of Rotaria sp. Silwood2, 579 nucleotides long. NCBI's taxonomy places the organism in Eukaryota, Metazoa, Rotifera, Eurotatoria, Philodinida, Philodinidae. The record is from the annotation of a GenBank genome assembly.